Messenger RNA from Lymnaea stagnalis (great pond snail), 5643 nucleotides. NCBI's taxonomy places the organism in Eukaryota, Metazoa, Mollusca, Gastropoda, Lymnaeidae. The record is from the annotation of a GenBank genome assembly.
CGUCACUGUUUAUUAACGCCAUAUUUAGACUCUGAUCCUCACAAAGACUGAAAUAGGUUGUAUUUUCCCCCCUGCAUAUUCUUACAGUCGUUUUGAGCAACAAUUUACACACUGAUUUUUUUUCAACUAGACUAUUCUGACUUGUGAUAAUGGCUCAAAGUCCAUCUGGGAGUGCUGUAAAAGCUCUCCAACUUGAACUUAAAAAGAUCCAAGCAGAGCCAGUGGAAGGUUUUCGUGUCAAACUUGCCAACGAUGACAACAUAUUCGAAUGGGAAGUUGCAAUUUUCGGUCCACCAGGAACUUUAUAUGAAGGGGGUUACUUUAAGGUAACAUUUAUUAUACUUAAAUUUCUCCAUAAAAGAAAAAUAAUAUAUACUUAAUUUGUUACUGAUGAACCCAAAAACUUAAAAAUUCAGUCAAAGUCUAAGUUUAGACUAUGACAUACUAUGACUAAGUUACGUAUUAAAAUAAGUAAAAAGGUAUUUUAAUUUCGGUCUAACGGAAAUAUACUGAGCCUGCAGCCUACUCUACUUCUAGACCGCUGCUAUUUAUGACUAGGCUUCUAUAAUUAUCAUAAUUCUGUUGAGUGUUGUUGCUAUUGUAAUUGUAGUAAUAAGUAAUACAGUUAAACUACACAAUCAAUAUAAUGAUAAAUGGAGUGGUCAAUUAGUCCAUUCAUAAAAUUGAAUUGUAUUAAUAGCAGGGUUGUGCAAUUUACUGUUAUUACUUGUAGAAUAUUCCGUUGAAGAUAUCAGAUAAGUGAUUUUGGAGUCAUUUUGGCAAUGCGUGCCACUUUAAGUUUCUGUGUCGCCACUGAUGCCUGAAGUGAACCCUAAAACUAAAACCAUUUGAGAUGUGUUUGCGUGCUAGAGUUACACACUGUGUACUGUAUUGGACUGAGAGAAUUGUAUAUUUGAUUAAAUAGAUUAAAACAUGUUUUUGAAAUUUCAUAAAUAAUGAAAACCCAAUGAAUACACUUUUACACUCUUUAUCUCUGCCUUUCUUUAUUCUUGGGAAGUUAGCUUUUAUUUUUUUAAUAUUAAUAUGCCUAUGGAAUAUUUUUGAUUGAUGGCUUUUUAAAAUGAAUGGGUGGUUAAUUAUAAUAUUUAAAAGACUAUUUUGCUGGCAUUUUGGAACACGGAUUUUAAUUUUUUCUGACAUCUUUUGGAUUUUAUUUUUGUUGGAACCUGCAAUUUCCUGAGCUAUUACAAUUACACUGCUGCAUUAUAUCCCUAUUCGCAUUAUAGCAGGAUUUCACUGUAGACUAGUACUAGUAGCAGUAAAUACUGGUAUGCCAAGUCAUUGAAGUUCAUAGACAAAUAAGACCCUUUUAAAUAGUGAUAGUGAACUAGUCUUUAAUUUUUUUUCUCAUUGCCCCAUAUUAUAUGAAUCAAUAUCAGGCGGGUGUUGGAAAGAGUGCAAUGGGCCAUAAGCAUUAUACCAUACAAAAUGGGUUUAGCAUAAUGUUUCCUUAGUAAUAAUUGACAAAGUGUAAACAUAAUUUGGGAUAAAAAUAUAGCAACUUUAUUGUAUCCCUCAGAUAUAAUGCAGCAAAACCUGUGGACCUGCAGUCCCACCUUUCCCUUGUGUAGUGUCUGUGGGGGAGGUUACAUACUGCACAAUAAAAUUUUAGAGUAGACAUUCAGUUUCAUAGAUAUUCUGAUAUGCAUUUGAUUAAAAAUGUUGUCUAAUAAUGGCAUGUUAUCUGCAAAAAGGUGGACAUAAAUUUAAAAAAUAUCCAUGCCCAUUGAAACAAUAACAAAUUUGAGCCUGUAAAAACCUUAUUCACUCAGGGCUCAUUCCACGUUAUACAGCCACCGUGUAGAAUUUAGGCUGAUUUUAUUGGAAUAUAAUUGUAUAUAUAUUUUGUCAAGGCCUAAAUUAAUAGUUUAUGUAUUUUAUGUUUGAACCAUUAGGCUGAGUAGGCCUAUUUGAAUAAGUUUUGAUUAUUACUUUAAAUUUCUAGCGUGAUAUUUUAAAAAAAAUAAAUCUUUCCUUGAAGUUUCUUUUUAAAAUUAAUCAUAUAAGUAUUAAUAACACAUUGAUUCAAUCUCAAUAUUACUAUCUUUUUUUCAGGCACACAUGAAAUUCCCACCAGAUUAUCCUUAUUCACCACCAACUGUGAGAUUCAUUUCCAAAAUGUGGCAUCCAAAUGUUUAUGAGGUUAGGUCUCAUUAAAAAAAUGUGUCUUUUCCAAUAUAUAUUUUUUAAAAUUAAUCUUUGAGUGUAUUAAAUAGUAACUUUUACCAAUUGCAGUGACAACAUUUACCUUCUUAUAUCACAUGCUACAUAUCUCUCAUUAAGCUGUACCUUUCAGCUCUGAAUAACAGCAGUAGUAAUAAAUGAAUGGAAUGCUUACUAUUUUUAAGCUUUUGUGGGAGAAAAAAAGUAAUAUACUGAAGUAAAUGGCAAAUGAAUUGAAAUGAUUUUGCUUUUAGAAUGGUGAAGUGUGCAUCUCAAUCCUGCAUCCUCCAGUCGAUGACCCUCAAAGUGGUGAAUUACCUUCAGAACGCUGGAACCCCACACAAACUGUCAGGUAAUUUUGAGUGUUUCGCUCAAGCAUUCAGUAAAGUAAUUUGAUGAAAUAAAAAGGGUGUGUUAAUUUGAAAUGGUUUUGAAAGAAUAUAUUAAACAUUUUAUGCUUAUUUUUUUAAAAAAAUGUUUCCCCUCCUCAAAAUUUUGUUGAGGAUAAUUUUAUUUUUUAAAUUUUCCUCUACAGAACAAUUUUACUCAGUGUUAUUUCCUUGCUUAAUGAGCCAAACACCUUUUCCCCUGCAAAUGUUGAUGCUUCAGUAAUGUUUAGGAAAUGGAAGGAAUCAAAAGAGAAGGAGAAAGAAUAUGAAAAUAUCAUAAGGUAAAUUUUCUUAUCUUAAUUUGUAAUGAUUAAAUUAAUUUGUUAUAAAUGUAGUAGUAAAACUCUAAUAGUGUUAAAACAGCUAGCUACAUAAGCCUUCUUAACAAUGCGAGAAUAAGUGCUGUUAAAAUCACUGGCUUUUAUUUUAUAAUUAAUGGCAUUUUUUUUUUUAGUGUAUGUGACCAGUAGAGUUAAAUAAAUUGGACACAGCUUAUUGAAUACGUUUUCUUAACAAUGAGAGUAGUUGUUGGUUAACCCCAUUGGCGGAUGAUAAAGAUGUGUUGUUUUAUUUCCACUACAGAAAACAAGUUCAAGCAACAAAAGAAGAUGCAGCAAAAGACCAGGUUCGGGUACCCACAACAUUACAAGAGUAUUGUGUCUCAUCUAUACCAGCUCUUGACAACCAAGUGGAUGCUGAUUUUUAUGACGAUGAUUAUGUAGAUGAUCUGGAUGCUGAUGAACAGGAGAUGUACCAUGAGGAGGAUGAGGAGGAUUCAGGCAAUGAAGAGUCUUGAUGACAUCAUUAGUCUUCUUGUCUACUUCCUCUCAGUCCUGUGUACGUAGGCGAGUGGGCUGUGGGGGUCUAGGGAUAAGUUGUGAUUGCAUUGGUGGCUGCUAGUGCUGAUUUUAAAAAAAGGAGGCCAAAAAAUAGAUUUGGGGGGAGACAGUUACGUUGUAAGAGAGUUACACCCAGGUCUUAUUAAUUGUAUUUAAAAAUGUUUGUAGACAAAUCUGUAAAGUGCAUUUUCUUCAAAUGUCAAGUGUGUUUCAAUUUCUCAUCCUGUUUGACAACAACUAAGUGAUAAUAGGCAGAGUGCUUUUGGGUCAAGGGAACUGAUACACAUGUCUUCCAGUUGCAUGCCUGUCAAAACUAGCACACACCACAAGCCCACUUUUCUUCUUUACCCCCAAAGUCCUCGCCCUCUUCACAUUACCAUUGUGAUCACAUUUGAUGGCAUAUCCAACCACCUUCCUAAGGACAUCAUGAUGUAAAACAACAAAAAUCUUUCCUUGAAAUUAACCUUUUUUGAAUGGAGCUGAUAUAAACCCAUUUAUAAUAGCUGAAAUGUUUGAUUUAUUACAAACGAAAUUCUGCCAAAUUUCAGUUGAUUGUGCUUGAUAUAAGUUUGAAAUAAAAUCAUUGAGUUAAUUUUCAGAUAUUCCUAAAAGAGAGAUACAAUUCUGAGCCUACAUAUAGUAACAUGUAUAAUUUUUUUUUUUUUUUUAAAUUUAGCUUUUUACUUAUUUAUAGUUUUUCACAAGCAUAUUAAAGACAGCCUUACGGAACUUCUCAAUGAUGUCAAAAUCCAGUUAACAUAUUUUAAUCACCAUAUGAAUGGACUGAGGCAGGGAUAAUGUAUUUACCAUUCCUUCUAAAUGUUUUUAAUUUCUUUCUCUGCUUACAAAAGACGAAUAUCUCCACAGCUUAAAGGCUAGUUUGAUAUUUUGUAGGGAAAGGAUACAACUAAUAACCCUUAAUUAAAAAAAUAUAUAGUCAUUAAAGACCACUACUAUAGAACUAUGCAAGGGUUAUUACUUUAUAAGACAGAGACAAAAAUUUUCAAAAAGCUAUCGAAAUAAAAGUUUCAAAUAUUAUUUUUUAGUGUUCUUAUCCAAAAUGAAACAAAUUAAUGAUGGCUGUUCUGUAACCUUCUUUUAAUGCUAUUCCUUACACCAUACAUCCUUCAGCUGGUUUGCUCACACGCAUUUUUGGAUUUUAAAAACAAAACUUUUUGAUAGAUUAUGUGGGUCCUUUUUUAACUGUUCUUUUUUUCUGUUUUGCUUAAAAAAGUGGAAAGCCACCCCAAAAUUGUUUUUAAACAUUUUAGACAUUAAGUAAAGAAAUUUUAACAUGCUUGGAAGAUAUAGAUCUCUGAGAGUCCUUAACAAAUUAUUUUUGUUUUGAAAAUGAGCCCACCUUUAGUAAUAUACCGUAUAUCACAUAUGCUGUUUAACUAGUAACCACACUAUAUUUUAAUGCUACUUUUUUCACUUUCUUCUGUUAAAUUUAAGAGGGAAUUCAAAAAAAUUAGCAUGCAGUAACUUUGCUUCCUUAUUAGACAAAAAAAUCAACUGUCAAUUUUGCAGUGAGUGUUAUGUUACAAUAUAUAUGAUUAGUUGUUUGGUUCUUCUUUUUGGGGGUGGUGGGGGCUGUGAGGGAGGGAGGUAGUAGUAAAAUGACAAUGCACCAUUUCCCUACAUAUCCAGUGGUUGACAAUAAUUUUGUGUCGAGUCAAACUCAUCCUGGCAUCACCAUCCUAGUCUACUUUUUUGUCUUUUUCGUAGUCCAUCUCAUUAAGGCGGCAUAAUUUGUUAUUCUUUUCUUAGACAUCGACUCAUAUGGCACUUCAACAGUGCUUGACAAAGUGACUGACCUUGGCUUUUUGUAUUUUGAAGGAUGUGAAUUUUUUCAGAUAGUUAGGAAACCAUUUUGUUCACAAGUGCUGACCAGUAACAAGAGGGGACACUUCACUAAUUCACUGGUUAAUGUAUAAAGGGAUAUUGAGCGGUGAUAACUGGAGAAUUAAAUUAUCCAUAUUGAGAUUAGCUUUUUGCCAGAUGGGCUUGAUUUGAUAGCCUUAAUAAUUGGACAAUUUUUUUAUUUUUUUUAAGGGUGUAUAAAUGAAGGCAGUUUUUUUCCUCGCAUAUCAUGCCAUUCAUACAGAUGUACAAAUGUCACAUCAGGACAUAUGAAAAAUUCUGUACAUGUCCUGCUUUUGGUUCUAUGGUUCUGGUUUUAUUUUUGUCAACUGAGAGCAUGUUAAAAGAAGUCCCGUUCCUAGUGCUGG